Messenger RNA from Ostertagia ostertagi, 834 nucleotides. Lineage: Eukaryota; Metazoa; Nematoda; Chromadorea; Rhabditida; Trichostrongylidae. The record is from the annotation of a GenBank genome assembly.
ACUUUUCCAGAUAUUUAUCGAGGAUCGUGGGUCGAUCUGACCACUGACAACGCUACAAAACCUUCAGUCAGAGUACCACAUCCGCAUAACGGACACGUCAGGAUGCCGAAUAUUAAAGUAAGUGUUCAGUAUUCAUUGCGAUUGCGUGUUUCGGGGCAAGCUUGGCGGGCGCUAUUUGCUGUUCCUGCAGAAAAGCCUAUACGUUUUUCAGAAUUACUAAUUAUGAUAAAUGCUUGCAAAAUUGCGUCGUCAUGUCGUGUAGCGGCUGUCAUACCAUGUUUUCCAUAUGCCCGUCAAGACAAGAAGGAUAAGUCACGUGCUCCGAUAUCAGCCCAAGCUAGUAAGUAUCAUAUGCUGUGUUUCUGGAAGCGAGUAUCUUCCAAUCGCACGAAACUGCUACUCUGCUGGGUGAACGUUCUGAAACAAUUACAGGGUUUCUUCGAUAUUCCUGUGGAUAAUCUGUAUGCGGAGCCAGCCAUCCUUAAGUACAUCAAAGAGUCGAUCCCCAAUUGGCAAACUUCUGUUAUUGUUUCUCCUGACGCAGGAGGAGCAAAAAGAGUGACUUCGAUUGCUGAUCGCCUCAAUGUUGACUUUGCUCUUAUUCACAAGGAGCGGAAGCGUGCCAACGAAGUCGAAAAGAUGACCUUGGUUGGGAAUGUUGAGGGCAAGGUGCGUUAUUUUAGUUCCUAUUGUUUUGAGGAAAUUCAUGGUUCAUCUUUGUGUUGCAAGCAGUUUGCGUGUAUCGACAUCUCAAUGAUUCUCGCGGAGGCGAUUCGACGAACACAUAAUGGCGAGUCGGUGUCGUAUUUGUUCUCUCAUGUUCCUAUUUGUUAG